Messenger RNA from Ceratotherium simum simum (southern white rhinoceros), 360 nucleotides. The record is from RefSeq and is a predicted model, not a curated record. NCBI's taxonomy places the organism in Eukaryota, Metazoa, Chordata, Mammalia, Perissodactyla, Rhinocerotidae.
UUCCUUCUUCCAGGCCACAUCGGAGACCAGCCAACAAAAGCUGCCUCCACCAUGAAGCUGGUGACAGUCCUCAUGCUGGUGGCCCUCCCCCUCUACUGCUAUGCAGGUUCUGGCUGCGCAGUUCUCGAGGAAGUGGUUGAAGAGACAAUUGAUCCCUCACUGUCCACGACUGAGUAUUUGGCAGCUAUUCGCGAGUAUGUGUCGGAUGAUGCCACUGCAAAGGCCGCAGUGGAACUGAAGCAAUGUUUUCUCAACCAGUCAAAUGAAACUCUGAACAAUAUCAGAGUGAUGCAGGUAAUUUCGAUCUUUGGCUCAGAGGACUACAGAGAACGGUCAGAAAUCAACUGUCUAUUGCUGUAA